This is a messenger RNA of Ananas comosus (pineapple), 1167 nucleotides long. Its product is annotated as sigma factor binding protein 1, chloroplastic-like. The coding region runs from base 81 to 518 and encodes 145 amino acids. The record is from RefSeq and is a predicted model, not a curated record. NCBI's taxonomy places the organism in Eukaryota, Viridiplantae, Streptophyta, Magnoliopsida, Poales, Bromeliaceae. The transcript has a single exon.
CCACAACAACUAAUUAAACCUGUCCACAAUUUGUCUCUCCCACCACUACUGUUUCUCCUCAACUCAACACAACAGGGGGAAUGGAUAACCACCUAAGCGUACACCAAAAGCACCCCAGCAACCAUGCCAAUAAGGCGAACAAGAAGAGCAAGAAAAAGAAGCAGCCCUUCAAGGUUGUGUACAUAUCUAAUCCGCUGAAGGUUACCCUGACUGCCGACAACUUCCGCGCCCGCGUGCAGGAGCUCACGGGCCGAGAGUCCAACGUCGCCGACGAGGGCGUCGCAGGAUUCAGCGACACGAGCCACGAUACUACUUCCCCGGUGUCGGCGGCGGCGGCGGCGGUGGUCGGGCCGAGGCCCGAUUCGAAUAGGCUAGCGGAUGAGUACUCUUUCGGCGCCGUGGCGCCGCUGUAUGAUCAGAUGUUUGGUGAAGCGUUCUCCGCGCCCCAAGCGCCCGGUAACUUUCCGGGACUCUUUUAUGAGCCGCGUACCGAGGGUGGAUUCUCCCAUGCAGCAUAGGUAAAUUACGUUAGUGAAUGAAUAGUAGGCUUCUGGGGUUGUGCUCCUCAUAGUGUGUAAGUAUUGUUGCCUAAUAUUGUUCAUAUUUUUCUAAAAUGAAAAGGUAGCAUGUAUACAUAUGUAUGACUUGUUUUGUUUAUUACUUCAGAAAAAAAAAAUUAGUUAGAAAUAUGUGUUGGUUUAAAAAAACCAGUAUUUUGCCCCUAUGGCAGGAGAUUUCAUGUUUGAAAUGACGGAAGAUCGGAUUGGAUUAAGUCAUGCAUAUUCAAAAUGGUGAAAGAUUGAUUGGACCGAGUCACAAUCGAAUUCCGUUGGCGUUAUGUUUCCAUGCUAAGUGAAUUAAUUAUAUAUUUCUAACAGUUUGAGCUUUUGGAAGCUAUUAGGUUUCGAAUUUGAAAUCUCGGAUACCAGCCAUCAGAUCUUUUGCGACCUGCUACGGUUAGGGUUUGUGAGAUCUUAAGUUUUGGUUGCUGCAGCAGCAAGCUUUUUAUUUCGUCGUAGCUUCGACCGUAGAAGUAGAUAGGAAUAAAAUUUUGCAUCUCAAAAAGAGAAACUUUAAAGCAGUGAUAUUGCUGCAGAGUAAAUUUUAAAUUUGGUGCUUUUGAUUGUUUGGACUUGUUACUAAUUAUUCAAAUAAAGCCUCAACUUG